This is a messenger RNA of Poeciliopsis prolifica (blackstripe livebearer), 2197 nucleotides long. RefSeq names its product interleukin-1 receptor type 2. Bases 221 to 1564 code for a protein of 447 amino acids. Lineage: Eukaryota; Metazoa; Chordata; Actinopteri; Cyprinodontiformes; Poeciliidae. The record is from RefSeq and is a predicted model, not a curated record. Gene Ontology annotation, molecular function: interleukin-1 receptor activity. The transcript has 10 exons.
GUGUGUGUGUGUGUGUGUGUGUGUGUGUGUGUGUGUGUGUGUGUGUGUGUGUGUGUGUGUGUGUGUGUGUGUGUGUGUGUGUGUGUGUGUGUGUGUGUGUGUGGAGGAGUCAGCACACCAGUGUGUAGAGCUGUGCAGUACACUGUGUUACAUUGGGAAACCUGAGAAAUUUCCAUCUCAUGAGGGGUGGGAACCUUAAAAAGCAGAGCUGAGGUUCCCCAUGAGGCCAAAGGAAAAAGGACACCGAUCACUUCAGUCUGAGGUCCAUGAACCAGAACCAGAACGCUUCCAGAACCACCAGCCGACUACUGCCGCCAUGGUCUACUUCGCGUUGACGUGCGCCAUGAUCUUUGCCGCCGGUGUUCAUGGGAGACGUUGGCUUCCUCCUCUGCCAGUGGAAAACGGCUGUCACCAGGCGACUCCAGAGUUGGACUUUUUCCGAGUGGAGGGCGAGGCCGUGAUCCUCGAGUUCCCCAUCUUCAUGCAGACCCUGGAACUCCGCGGCAUCGCCCCGCCACCCGGCCAAUACGUCAUCAGCGGGAACAACGGGACGUACGGGAACGAGGGCCGGAUCCAGCAGCACGGCGGAGAGCUGUGGCUCCUCCCGGCUCGGCCUUCCGAUGCUGGGGAAUACACCUGCACCUACAGGAAUGAAACGUACUGCGUCUCGGGGAGGGUGACGCUGCACAUGUACGAGUCCUACUCUGCGGACAUAAAGACCAUCUCCUACGGCUGGUCGGCCACGGUUGGCGAGAGAGUGGAAUUUUACUGUCCGGCUCUGGAGCGCUUCAACAAGACAGGCCGGCCAAUAGAGUGGCACAGGGGCGCAGACUUCACUGCCCGGCUGAAGGUCAGAGAUACCCUCACCAUCCCGGCAGUGAAACACUCCCAUGCCGGAGUCUACACCUGCCGGCUGACGGUGCUCAUCAACAACCUGCCGUACACAGUCAGCAGGGCCUACCUGCUCCAUGUGGAAGGUUCAGACCCUGCAGUCACUGCCUCCAGGCCCGUUGUCACCACGCCCUCCGGUCCGGGUCAGCCCAGCAGCAGCACCCUCAGUGCCGUCAGCGUUGUGAAACCACCAAUGAUUGUCUCACCAGUCAAUGGGACCGUCUUCGAAAGCUCUCAUGGUUCAGGACUGGAGCUGUUCUGUCUGGUGGUCACUGAAUGCCAACAGGUAGACUCCACUGUGGUCACAUGGCUGGUGAACGGCCAAUCAGUGGAGUCGACGUACCUCGACAGGCGGGCUCUGCAGGGAGGAAGAAGGGUAACUCGGGUCCCUGAAAGGUGUCAGAUCGAAGUGAGGUUCGUCAUCUCCGCCAUGACUGAGGAAGAUGAGAAGACGGAGAUGAAGUGUGUCACUCAGAACGCGGGAGGGAAACAGGAAGUCGUCACAAUGCUUCGCCUAGAAGAUGAUACCUUCACAUGGCUGGUUGUGGGCGUGGUGACAGCGUCCUGCUUCCUGACGGUGGUCUGCGUCUUCCUCUACGUUCUCUUCAAGCCAAAGACCAAGAAGAAAAUGGAUUACAUUCUCGCUCGCCAGAGCAGCACCUUUUCAAUUUAGCUUUUGUUUCACGCACUCCCUCUAGCAAACAAGAAAUGCUCCUCUAAACAAGAUCUGGGUAAACUGUAAAAACGUGACCUCCGUUUUGAUGGAUCUGGUACUUGGAGUUCAGGUGGCACCAAAACUUUUCGUUCAUGAACGGACCAGCCACUGGAGAGGAAGAAGGAGGAUGUCACGAUGACAACCGUUUUCAUCAGCACCACUAAUUGAUGAGAUUGUUUGCUGUGGUUUUACACUUCUGUAAUUUAAACCAUAUCAACCUCCAUCAGUUUAAUUAAGUUUUUUUUUUUUUUUUGCUAAGUAAAAUGAAGUGACUACCUCAGUUACCAGAUGUUAAACAUAUGUAUUUUUUCUGCUCAUUUGCUGUAGUAUGCAUCAAGUAUAACGGAUAUAUUGGUAUGACUCGCAAAUGUUCUCAGGGAGAAAUUGAAUAUUAACCCGUUUAGUUUUUUGAUUAUUUUUUUUAAUGUCAAACAUUUAAAGGACAGAAAUAAAAGAAAACUUUGAACGUGUUUUUUAUUAUUAUGAUGAUGAUUAUUGUAAUUGAAUGUAACACUCCUGCUGUUGUAUCUUACAUAGAAAUCAACCAAAUGAAUUAAAUGUCUCCUACGUGAAUAUUCUGGUGUUAUUUUU